Messenger RNA from Somion occarium, 2799 nucleotides. NCBI's taxonomy places the organism in Eukaryota, Fungi, Basidiomycota, Agaricomycetes, Polyporales, Cerrenaceae. The record is from the annotation of a GenBank genome assembly.
AUCAAAACGACCCUAUCGGUUGCCUGGCGCUUCUUUGAUGGGUACCGUCACAUAAGAAGGUCAAGGACGGUUCAGUUGCCUUUCAACCUGCAUUCACCAUUCUCGCCUCAUCUUGUAUCGUGCUUGAAUAUCCUCAACAGAACUUACGUCUACUUGUUUUGAAUAUUCUUUGAUUGGCUUACUAUUGCAGUGCUACUCGUCUCGGGUUUUGAACCUACUGGAUGAGUGACAGAUGCGCUGAAUGUGGAGAGCGUACGACCUGGGAACAAGAGCUCGGCUCUUCCAUAUGCACCAAUUGCGGUACACUAUCCAAUCCAUCGCAGAGUAUUCUUGCAUCCCACCUUGAGCAUCAAGAUACCUCUGGUUAUGACAAUUCGGCUUAUUGGAGUCAAUCUCAGGGGUUGGCGACCUUGAAAGGCCGCAGUGGCUGGGCUCUCGCGGGGCAAGACAAGGAAAGCAGGCAAAGACGGAAUAUGAUAUCCAUGCAUGAGUACAUACGAUCCAUUGCAUCAAGACUAUCCAACGUGGGCGUCGCUCCCCGCGCCCAAGCGGUGUUUGACCAGGCUAUGCUAAAGGGCAAUUACAACUGGGGCAGAAGGGCAAAACUUAUCGGUGGAGCUGCAGUCGCAAUAGCUCUCAGAGAGGUUAAUAGAAGUGACGCUCUCAAAGACAUUGCUUACCUUAUGGACGAAGAUUUCCUUCCGCUCUCACGGGCUUUCAGAGCCAUUAUAGACUUGCUUCAUCUGAAAUUGACAUCCGCCGACCCGAGUCAACACAUAGCGACGCUACAAACGUACUAUCUUCAAAGCUUAAUCGCUGACUCGUCUCCACUCCCUGCUGAUCUUCAAACGAAGUUGAAGAGUGUGGCACCUCAGUCUCAUGCAAUUUCCCGGACAGCAAUUCUCUUGGCAACCCUUUUAUCCCGCUUCAACAUCCUGCAGAACCUUCCGACUCCACCUACAGCAUGUGCUAUAUUUAUUCUUGCGCUGGAAGCUGAAACUGCAUCAUCGCUCCCACACGCCGGGGUUCUAGCGCGGAAUCUUGGUGCACGAAUGGGUGUAAGUCAGAAAGUUGUUAUGGAGCGUUAUAAAAUAAUAUAUGAUGCAGUGGAAGCUUGGAUCAAGGAUGUUCCCUGGCUUGAAGCGCAUGAGAAACGAGUCGGCUCGAAGGGACGUUCGAAAGUCGCCAAACGGAUUGUGGUCGCACGUGGGUUGAAGGAUGUUAUUCAGUUUCAAGAAGAGCUAUGGUCAAGGCAGAUGGAAAGCGUCCCGAAACCGGUCUUGAUGCUUGAUGUGGAUGACGAUGGCAAGUUCGACGAAAUUUCCGAAGGCUCUGGUGGUGCGUGCGAUCGAACAGCUCCAUAUUUCAUACAAGACGAUGUCACUUGUCGUCGUCAGAUCGCAAGACGCUAUACCUCAUAUCAGCGCGCUGUCGGCAAAGCUUCGCAGUUUCUACUCGGCCCCCUUUCCAAAUCCCCAACGCCUGCACGAUCAUCAUCCAGGGCACCAUUCGAUGAUAACACCCUCACGCGACUGCUGACAGUUGAUUCAGAUGCACUAUCUCAUGCAUUUAUGGUUCCACCAACACGCCUGCAAGCCCUCGCAUUGUCAAGAGGUGGUAGUGGUGAAGAUGCCAUUGCUGACGAUGAGUUGUUCGAUGAAGGAGAGCUUGAGGGGUUGAUGCGGUCCGAGGAAGAAGCCAAGGUAUUGCAAGUCGCGUUAGGUUGGGAGAAGUCAGAAAACGACCUUAGUUCAUCUGCUUCUGUCCAAGAAGGGUCCUCAACACAUCGUGGCAAGCGCAGGAGAUCAUCUCCGGACACAAAUGGGGAAUCUGAACAAGCCACCCGUCCAAAACGCUCAAAGCGUAUUGAUAUGGACGCGCUCGCUCGGAUUCUGGAUCCUGAGACCAAUCUAUCGUCCGAUGUCGAGGAUAGUGGAGAAGGCCCAGUCGUCCAGGAUUCGACAUCAUCAACCAACGAUGAAGUCCUCGGGGAAUGGAGGCCACUCUCACCAACAGCCCGGGGAUUUGACUUUGACAGAUACGAUGUGUAGAUCUCUGGACUACUGUAAUGCGAGAACGUCCAGUAUUUAUAAUCUGUAAGUCGAUUGAUCGAUUCAGUGCCAUUUGCUCAUUAGACUUUCUAAUUAUCGCAGCUCAAACUCCAUUUGGUAUGGCUUGCUCGGGUGUAUAGCUAAACAAGGUCGAUCGACAUCCACUCCUUCGUCUCUGGGCGGCUCGGCGCAUCUGCCAGCAUUCUGUAACAAAUCUUACCCUGAAGCAUUCACCCAUGAUUUUAGGAACUCGAUGUCCACUGUACAUACUUCAUCUUGGGUGCUAUAUGGUUAUGAAUCCAGGAAUAUGGCCAAUACUACAGGUCCGUCUGUCAACUAGUGAACUGCGGGGAAGGUGAGUGGGGUUGCGGGAGUCUUCAUUAAGUAGUUGACCUGACACGCUUAACCUUUUCGAGCUAGCGCCUACCGAUCCGUCUAUACAUUUACGCAUAUCCAGCCUUUAAUCCGGGCGCGCAGAUCAUGCGGUUUUAAGUGUUUGUCCUGCGGUCGUCGGCCAAACGUAUCCAAGGCACGGCUGAAACAUCCUCGCUUCGUUCUACGCGACAUGCCAGAGGGCGCGAGUGUUUGUGGAUGUUAAUUUCGGAAGGUUUUGCCAAACAAACACACACAAUGCAGACACAAGUGCUCAGUGUUACAGUUUUCUUCCAGUUACAUGCUCCUUCGGAGCAACCAGUUAAGUACUUCAUUCCCUGUAGAUUGUAGAAAACAUUUGUUCGAAGCUGUGCAG